Pollicipes pollicipes is the source of this 2653-nucleotide messenger RNA. Its product is annotated as acidic repeat-containing protein. The coding region runs from base 69 to 2246 and encodes 725 amino acids. Gene Ontology annotation, cellular component: nucleus. The record is from RefSeq and is a predicted model, not a curated record. Lineage: Eukaryota; Metazoa; Arthropoda; Thecostraca; Pollicipedomorpha; Pollicipedidae. The transcript is spliced from 11 exons.
GAUGCCGCUUACGUACAGAGUGACGGUGUGAAUGGAAAGCACGGUUGUUGGGUCUGCAGUGGGGAAAGAUGAAGAAGCGAGCGACGGUCCGUAUGUCCAUGUUUUGUCCGGAUGGCUCCCCUACACCAAUUGGCAUGGACAGAAACAUCACUAAAAGAGCAGCUGGAAGGUCGUCCAAGAAAGUUGCUGAGUUCAACAAGCUGUCGCGGCGGCGGCCGGAGCCGGCGUCGGAGCGCGAGAACGCGCCGCCUUCGCCCCGCCGCCCCGGCCGCCGGCUGUUCUCGCGUCCGACGCUAGCCGAGAUCGGCGAGGCGGCUGACGCGCUGCCCCUGGCCACGGCCCGGCCGCCGCUCCGGCCGCUGGCCGAGCGACAGCCGUCGGCCUGUGACGAGGGCGCGCUGCUGAGACGGCCAGAGCUGAAGACAGAGCUGAAGACGCGGCCGGAGGAGUCGGUGGUGGAGGAGGAGCUGGCGUUGUUAGGGCGACGAGGUCCGGCGGCGGACACGACGCGCGGUGCUCCCAAGACGGGGCGGAACGGCUGGGACGAACCGUCGAAGACGACACGGCCGCUAGAGGACGGCGUUGAAAGGCCCACGCCUAUGACGAAGGUAGCGCCAGUGGAGCUGACAUCUCCCUCAUCCCACCAGAGCCUCGUCACCAAGGCUCGGCCUGACCGUAGCGAGGCCCGGCCGUCCUUCAGCGAUGGCCCGACGGCCGUCAGCGAGGCCCGGCCGUGCCAGCGAUACCCGGCCGUUUUUCGCGAGGACCCGGCGGCUCCGGACGCCGCCUCCAGCUCGGGCUCUGAGCAGAGCCUGCCGUACUUCACCCCCAGGCGGCUGGUGCGCCGCCGCCCCGCCGCUGCCGUGCUCGAGAGCUCGGACGAGAGCGGCAGCCCGUUCCUGACGGUGCCCUCGGACGAGUCGGACGUGGUCGUGAUCAACUCGGACUCGGAGUGGGACGACUCGGACCUGCUCAGUGUCUCGGAGCGCGCCGCCGUCGCCGCGCCGGCCAAGCCGCCACGCGGAGCCGGUCACCAGGAGCGUCCGCAGCCGGAGGGGGUCGGCACGGCGGCGGGUGCGCCGCGGCGCGAGCGGCCGCGUCACAACUCGGGGUCCUCCUCCGGAGAUGAGCUGGAGAAAUUUAAACGCCUGUACGUCACGCCCAGACGGAAAGCCCGCGCACUAUCCUCAACGAGCGAAAACGAAGACGACUUCAUCAACGACGACUCCACGAGCGAGGACGAGCUCAUAUACCACCGCGCGGUGGCCGGUGCCGCCCGCGCGCGCAACCCGCGGCCGGACCCGCUGAUCUGUGCCAGCGACGAGUCGCCCGAGGCGACCGGCGUGUCACCGGACGAGCCCGUCUUCAGACCGCCUCGGCCUCAGGCGCGAAAGCCGCUGGGCUCGGCGGCGCGAGCCACGCCCGGGCCGCGCAGCACGCCGCGCCAACUCAGCUUCAUGUCAUCGCUGGCCACCCACCUGGUGGAGGGCCGCCGCCGCUGCCCGCAGGCCGCCGCCUUCGUCACCGGCUUUAAGACGAAGAAGCUGGAGCUGGCGCGACACCUGCUGCGGCUGAUUAAUGCGGAGGUCUUCGAGGAUAAGCUGGCCCCCGACCUGGAGAUCAAGUUCAACAAGCGCAUGCUGCGUACGGCCGGCUUCUGCUACAGCAAGCAGACCGCCUGCGGCGGUGCGACGGUGCGCACGGCGCGCAUUGAGCUCUCUGAGAAGGUGGUAGACAGUGCUGAGCGGCUGCGCGACACGCUGGUGCACGAGCUGUGCCACGCCGCCGCCUGGGUUGUGUCGGGCGACCGCGGCGGCCACGGGCCCGUGUGGCGCGGCUGGGCCGGCCGCGUGCAGCGCCGCUUCCCCGAGCUGCCGCCCGUCUCGCGCUGCCACAGCUAUGAGAUCCGCUGCAAAUACACGUACCGAUGUACGCGGUGCGGCUACAGCUUCGGUCGGCACUCCAAGUCGCUGGACACGCAGCGCAAGGUGUGCGGCCGGUGUCACGGCCGGUUCGAGUGCGUGCUGACGGCGGCGCUGGAGCGGCCGGCCGGCGCCGCGCCGGCCACGCCCCGCACGCCCGCCCCGUUCGCCCUCUUCGUCAAGGACAAUUAUGGCUCGGUGAAGAAGGAUUCGGCCGGACUCAAGCACGCCGAGAUAAUGCGCGUGCUCGGGCAACAGUUCGCCGCUGCCAAGAUUACCAAGGAGGGGGAGAAGGUACGUGCGACUGAGUGCAGCGACUUUUAGUUGGUGUUUUACGUCUGUAGGUGUUGACCGAGCACGAUCGCCCCUGUUGACCUCUGACCUUCGAAAUGGCGCACGUCGCGGUGACCGAACGAUUUCUGUUUAAGAGAUACGCCCAUGACGUGGGGCCGAGUUCUGCGUGGUGACAGCUGGCCGACGACGUUUUAUGCAUGUUUGACCUAGCUUCACUUGAUUUUGACUAUUCAUGUUUCUUUUUAUUGUGAACUUGCUCAGACUCUGUAUGUGAACAUGCGUAUAAAAAGCUUGCCAAACCCGGGAGCUUUGCUGCCCGAUUUACGUGUUGAUCGUGCUCUAUUUUCUAUGUAUUUAUAUCUCACAUGAUACGGCAUCUUUCGGGUGAUGUCCUUUAGAUGACAUAUUAAAUUCCUCUUAUGAGACAUAUGACUAUG